AAGAAGCUUAUGAGUUAAGAAAAAUCAACUUCUCUAAACACUGCAAAGAUAUUUUGAUUAAUUACAACCAACAGAAAUUCUUUAUUAUGAGCCAUAUUUAUUAUAUAUAUAUAAAGGUAGGUCUCUCCCUUUUAUUUUUCUCUUCUUCAUUCCACCUUCCUCUUUCUUGCUUUCUUGCUUUGUGCAAGAACUCCUUGUUGAUGUGAUUCUCUCCACUUGUAUAAUCUCCCAAAAAACAGACCCCCAUAUCCAUUACCCUUUACAAAAAGAGAGAAAGCUCAUCAACAAUAUCAACAGCCAUGGUUUUUUCUUCUAUCCCAGCUUAUCUUGAUCCAGCCAACUGGCAACAACAACCAAAUUAUCAUCAUCACCAACCAGGAGCAACUAGCGGUCUAAACUCUCAUCAGCAUCCUCCUCCUCCUCCUCCACCACCACCACCGCCACCACCUCCUCCCCAACCUCAUGGAAGUGUUGGUGCAGGUUCCAUCCGCCCUGGUUCCAUGGCGGAUCGAGCCCGGUUAGCUAACAUACCCAUGCCAGAGGCUGCAUUAAAAUGUCCAAGAUGUGAAUCCACUAACACUAAGUUUUGCUACUUCAACAACUAUAGCCUCUCUCAGCCUCGACACUUCUGCAAAACCUGUAGAAGGUACUGGACCAGAGGGGGUGCCCUAAGAAAUGUUCCCGUUGGAGGUGGCUGCAGGAGGAACAAGAGAAGUAAAGGGAGAAGCUCAAAAUCUCCCGUCAGUGGCGAUCGCCCAACGGGUUCCGGUUCCUCAAGUACCGUUUCUUCUAAUAGCGGAACCAGCGACAUAUUAGGCCUCGGACCACAGGUUCCACCACUCAGGUUCAUGGCUCCUCUGCAUCAUCUUACAGAAUUUGCUACUGGGAAUAUUGGGUUAAAUUACGGUUCCCUUUCGGCUCCAGUUGGAGGACCAAGCGACUUUAAUUUUCAAAUAGGGAGUGCUUUUGCCGGUGCUGGUAUUGGUGGUAGUGGUGGUUCUCUUUUGUCAGUGGGUGGUUUGGACCAGUGGAGGAUGCAACAAGGUCAGCAAUUUCCUUUCUUGGGAGGGCUAGAUUCUUCUACUUCUUCUUCUGGGUUAUAUCCAUUUGAAGCUGGUGCUGAACCAUCAGGUUAUGUUGGUGGAGCUGGUCAGCUCAGGCCGAAGAUAUCCACUUCUGGAACUACUCAGUUGGCCUCACUAAAAAUAGAAGAGAAUAAUAAUAAUAAUAAUAAUAAUCAGGAGCUGAAUUUGUCGAGGCAAUUUUUGGGAAUUCCAGGGAAUGAUCAGUAUUGGGGUGGUAGUGCAUGGACAGAUCUUUCUAGUUUUAGCUCCUCUUCCACUAGCAACCCUUUAUAGAUUUUGCCUCUGCUGGUCUCCGCUUAAUUAACUAUGUAGGCAUCAAGCUUCAUUUAUUUUCCCUUACUUACUACAGCUUCAAUUGAAGAAAAUCAAGUAGCGAUCUAUCUAGGAUCACCACUGUUUAUGAGCAAUCGUUCGUCAUCUUCUUUCAAUCUCCAUAAAUAGCUCAAAAGUUAUAGUUCUCUGCUUGUUUAAGAUGAAGGAGCUAGUUUGGGAGAUGGAUCAAGGAAUUUGCUUCUGAUUUCAAGAUUAACUAGAAAAACCCUAGAAUGGUAGGCCUUUUGAUUUUGCUACUGUUUUUGCAGUUACUUCAUUUCUUAGUUUAGUCUUACAUUGCAAUGUAUUGUCAUGUUCACCACAUGCAGUGAGUGUCUGAUGAGUUAAUGGAGUUCAUUACAUAUGCUGAUCAAAAGCUUUGUACUAAAAAUUAUAUGUUUUGCAGUUCCAUACUUUUGAAA
Molecule: messenger RNA, 1819 nt
Organism: Hevea brasiliensis (rubber tree)
Lineage: Eukaryota; Viridiplantae; Streptophyta; Magnoliopsida; Malpighiales; Euphorbiaceae
Product: dof zinc finger protein DOF5.1
Exons: 2
Coding region: 300-1358 (352 amino acids)
Biological process (GO): regulation of DNA-templated transcription
Molecular function (GO): DNA binding; DNA-binding transcription factor activity
Source: RefSeq, a predicted model, not a curated record